AUGAACACGAGUAUCCACUAUAGAGAGCCGUGUGCCACCACACGGCUCCUCAAUGAACGUGUGGCGACAGUGGCUGCGUUGGCAGGGGUCGACGAUGUGUGUGUCCAUUUGAGCAGUGCCUGCCGUCCACAAGACGAAGAUACAGUGAGCACCAACAGUACUGCUGCUACUGCUACUGCUACUGCUACUGCUGCUGCUACUGCUGCUGCUAGCAGUGACGGUUAUUGGAACAAUGAAGGUGAAGUAGACGACACGUUAAAGACGCUGUUAGAGGAGAAGGCUCAAAUCAUGGGGCAAAUCAAGACAUUACAUUGUAAUAGGGCGAAACGUGUCAGGGAGAGAGUUUUGCAAAUUGUGCAAACAUUUGAUUCGAGCGUGUCCAAAGAGGCAAUUAUGGGUGUGCGGAGCGACGCGACGCUUGGUGGAGUGGGAGGAGAUGGGAUUGAAGAUGUUGGAGAAGUUGAAGAGAUUGUCGGGAGAGUCAGAGACGAUGUAGUGGAUGUUGUUGGACAUUGGGAGGAAGGAGGUGAGGUCAGUGAGGAUGGGGUGCGGAAGUUUGGGUUGUUUGUGGAGUUGCAGAUGCAGAUACAGUUGUUGAUAAGUUUGGAGGAGGAGUUGACAAAAGAGAGAGAGGAGGUAGAAGGAGAAGGAGAAGUAGAAGGAGCAGAAUACCCACAGGGAAUUGGAAAUACACCCAAAUUGGAAGGCCCGGGGGGCACGUUUUGGGCAAUUGAUGCAAUUCUGACACAUUUCUCCAAACAGUUUGUGUUUCAUUUCCAGGGAGAGGGAGAGACCAAUAGGCUCGACAAGCCCGAAUUUGCCCUAAAUUAUGUUUUACUAUACCUUCGAAACAAGCUGUCAUUGGCCAAGUCAGUAUUUGCCCACUCAUUUGCAACAGUAGUGGCACACUAUGGGGGGAUCCAUGGAAGUUUCUCCACGUGGUUUAUUAAAUCAAUUCUACGUUUGUUGACCAACAAGUUUGGUUUGGAAGUCAACAACCUUGUUUUGCAUAGUAACCAUCAUUUGUUAUCCCAUCUAGUAUUGGAAUUGAAGAAGUUUGAUUGGGCUCUAAAGAACGAAUUCAACUAUAUUCCGCAUGCGGGAGAAGAAUGGAAUGGGUUAACCAAUGAUUUGAUACUAUGUCAUACCAAAGUUUGGAAUGUCUGGCUACAAAGUGAAAAGGAUUUUGUUAAUGGACGGUUUGACGAAAUCAUCAAUAUGGACGAUGCUUGGCAAUUGGAUUAUGAUAUUGUUGAAAAUGGAUACACCAAACCAACAAAGAGUUCAAUCAAUUUGGUCAAUUUACUUAAAAGUAUAACUUUUAAUUACCAAUCUCUACCAUUGAAAUUUCAAUUGAAAUUUCUAAGCGAGGUUCAACUCAAAUUACUUAAUUUCUAUUUCGACACUCUCAAGAAAGGAUAUUAUGCUUUGAAACAUAUCAAGACAGUCCAAGUUGAUGGGGUUUCUACAUUGGAACGCAUCUGCCGAGUAUGGUGUUCCUCCAACUACAUUAUAGAAACAUUGGAUAAAUGGGGGGACGAGUUGAUUUUCAUUGAAUUGUGGCAGUCUUUAAACAAUAGAGAGGAUGAUUUCAAAAGUACUUUUUUCGAUUCAGUCAUUAAUGGAUACAGGUUGGAAAUCGUUAAUAAAAUCCCAAAACUAAUCACUAAUUACUUUGACGUGCAGUUCAACAGAAUCAUGAAGGACUAUUUCCAAGAAAAUGCAGAUUGGAUCAACGUCAUGGGUAAUAGCUUGUCAGUGUCGACGUCAGUGUCAUCUGCCCUUGAUUUCAUAGUGGCAACAUUGGCCAAAGAUUUGCAGUUCCUUCAAAGGACGGUGUCCACACAGACAUACGAGGCCUGGAAACUCCUUGUAUCGGAGAGACUCGCCAACUACAUUGAGAGAAAUAUCAUUAUGGCAAACACCUUCUCCAUAGACGGCGCACUCAAGUUGCAGUCCCAUGUCGAACAAAUAUACCACUCUCUAAAUCUUCCUCGCUGCUACCUCUCACAUGGGAAAUUGAUGGCGUCCAUCGAAGUCCUCAAAGGCAACCACCCCUCGUAUCCUUUGAACGAAAUGACCGUCUCCAUGCUUGUCAACAGACGUGGUUGA
Molecule: messenger RNA, 2112 nt
Organism: Pichia kudriavzevii
Lineage: Eukaryota; Fungi; Ascomycota; Pichiomycetes; Pichiales; Pichiaceae
Exons: 1
Coding region: 1-2112 (703 amino acids)
Biological process (GO): retrograde vesicle-mediated transport, Golgi to endoplasmic reticulum; endoplasmic reticulum to Golgi vesicle-mediated transport; regulation of ER to Golgi vesicle-mediated transport
Cellular component (GO): Dsl1/NZR complex
Source: RefSeq, a predicted model, not a curated record